AAAUUAAAAUGCAUCAACAACGGAAAGAAGAUAGAAGAGAUGCAUGAUGAUGACACCAGACCUAUCAUGGCUGCACGGUGGUGGGAGAACAGAUUGCAGGGCACCGACCUUGGUUGACUCCAAGAUACCAGCUACAACAUGAUUGACCAUGGUCUGAUAUGUGCCAUUGUGUAGAGGUGGCACGAGGAGACUUCCAGCUUCCACCUUCCAUUUGGGGAGAUGACAGUCACACUUGAUGAUGUGGCCUCUUUGUUGCAUAUCCCCAUUGACAGCAUGCUCUUAUUUGGGUCUGAUACGGGUGAUGCUCUUAUUGAGGUCGACAAGACCAAAUGUGCACAUUGCCGAUUUAGCUACCUGGAGAAGAUCUUCAAGGAGCGUUUGAAGGAGCAGAGGGAUUUGGCGGCUGAGUAUGGUGAGACUGAGGAGGUGGAGAGGUUGCGGGACCAGGUUGUCCGCAUAUAUUUGCUAUACUUGGUGGGGAUCACGAUAUUCACUAACAAGAGCCAGUGGGAUGUUGAUGUGGUCUACCUGAAGUUCUUCAGAGACCUUGAUCUUGUUUCUAGUUUUUCAUCGGAAGUUGUGGCACUAGCUCACUUGUAUAAGGAGCUCAACAAUGCUGCACGUUGGAACUGCAGUCAGGUGGCAGGAUACCUGACUUUGUUGCAGACUUGAGUGUUUCAUAACUUCCCAGGUAUAGGAAGCAAGGAUGUCUCGGAAAAUUAUGUAGAGAAUCAGUAUCCACGCGCGAUGCUUUUUUUUACCAUUGUCUGGUUUAGGCACAGUGGACCACUACAGAAACUAUCUCGAUACGUUGGAUUUGACGAGCGUUGUCAUGGCCCCAUAUGGAGUGCACCGUCAGGCACGUCAGUUUGAGCGGGUCAGCCUUUACUCUGGAUGGCCAUGACAUAUGGAGACCGCAUGAUGAGAUAUCUACCGGAGAGGGUGCUUCGUCAGUUUGGGUGGGUUCAGACCAUACCGAGACAUCCCGUUGAGAGUGCAGCUGUUGAUGUUAAUUUGGCUGAGAUCACAAACCGCUUUCUCCGUGCACUUGAUUAUGAUGACACCUCAACAGUUAGGAGAGCCUGCUGUUCAUGGUGUGGAGGCAGAAGAUGUAUAUAUCGAUUGGUUUUAUCGACAUUUCCAUCAACACAUGAUUCUUCCAAACAUGCCGGUACCGGUGCUGAGGCCACCGGAGCGUGAGAUCCUUGAUACGCGAGCUGCUCAGGAGGAUGAAGACCUUGCAUACUUACAACUUAGCAGAAGGAUGAGCCGCAUCAGAGACCACAUCUAUGCUGUGAUGAGAAGUGGUCUGGUGCCGAAAGAGACUGAGGAAUAGCAGCAUUUAGAGGACGCGUUGAAAGAGGUGCAUGAUGGGAAAGUUUACCGUCGUCGGGGAGCUACUGAUGGUGGCAGAGGUGGUGGCAGAGGUGCUGGGGGUGUAGUUAUUAGGGAUUGAUUGUAUUUUAUUUACUUUCAAUGUUUGAAUA
Medicago truncatula (barrel medic) is the source of this 1487-nucleotide messenger RNA. Its product is annotated as protein MAIN-LIKE 2-like. NCBI's taxonomy places the organism in Eukaryota, Viridiplantae, Streptophyta, Magnoliopsida, Fabales, Fabaceae. The record is from RefSeq and is a predicted model, not a curated record. Gene Ontology annotation, biological process: meristem development; meristem maintenance. The transcript has 2 exons. The coding region runs from base 220 to 672 and encodes 150 amino acids.